Molecule: messenger RNA, 619 nt
Organism: Daphnia pulicaria
Lineage: Eukaryota; Metazoa; Arthropoda; Branchiopoda; Diplostraca; Daphniidae
Product: PEST proteolytic signal-containing nuclear protein-like
Exons: 3
Coding region: 112-576 (154 amino acids)
Biological process (GO): protein ubiquitination; proteasome-mediated ubiquitin-dependent protein catabolic process
Cellular component (GO): nucleus
Source: RefSeq, a predicted model, not a curated record
UGUUUCGUUAUAUUAUAUUUCAUUAUAUUAUGCGUUACAAUUGAAGUUUUAGUUUAUUCGAAUCAUUAAGUAUCUUUUAAAUAUAAUCUCGUGAAUAUAUGAUUUGGUUAAAUGGUCUUAUCUCACGUUCGACAGUGUUUCUCCAUUGAUUUAGAUUCAAAAGCUGUGGAGAUUAAAGGAACUCGUUCCUUAAAACGUGCUGUCGAGCACGAUUCAUCAAGUGAUGAAGAAGACGGUAAAGAUGCAUUAAAAAAAUUAAAGCAGGGUGUUGAUAUGAAAACUACAACAUCACAUAGUAAAGGGCUUACCAUAAAACUAAAACAACCUGCUCCUAAAAAAACUGAUCCUAAACCAGAAUUGGUUAAAAAAGCAUCUGUAUUUGGUGAAAGUAGUGACAGCGAUGAAGCAGAAGAAAUGCCUCCAGAAGCAAGGAUGAGAAUGAAAAAUAUUGGAAGGGAUACACAGACAUCUGCUGGUCCCAACUCGUUUGGAAAAACGCGACAAGGUUUUUGUGAUUCCAAAAAAGUAUUUGAACGCCAAAUGAAAAAAGUAAUUGAAGAAAACUCAAGUGAAUAAUAUUAAUGUAUCAUUUUUAUGAAUAAAACGCACUUGUCUUUUC